AUUACGUCACACUGCGGCAGGUGCGUGAUCACAACACUGCGUUGGUGGAGUUGAGACAUCUUUCAUGAGCCCUCUUGGGCUGACAUUUUGUUCAAGUUUUAGUGACAGUGACACGGCAACCUGAACGGAAAGUUGUUUAACCUAGCGCCCCCUUUGUGGUCCAAAGCCACAAGGGGGGCCGACAUAUUCGGAGGAAAUGUUUGGACCGAGCGAAUCAUCCAACAUGGCCGACAGAUAUGGGAGUCUAUCCUUGAGAAAGCAGGAAGGGCGCCAAAGAGACCAAUAUUUCAAAAGUUGCCACAAUUUACCAAACCAGUUUCAGAAAAGAUCCAAUUGGCAGUGCAAAAGCAGAGUCUCUCCCAGAGAGUUUUUACGGGGAUCUUUCCGCAGAGUUCCAUGAAAACGGCUGCUGCCAAUUUGCGUCGUGAUGCAGCAAUGCGACUGAUUUCAGCAGGAAUUGGCAGAAGGGGGAGAAACUUGCCAUUGUUUGCCUUCGUCUCGGUGGCAUUUUCAACAAAGAACAAUCUGUCAAGUCAAGAGGAAAGGGACAACGUAUUUUCUAAAAUCAGAGAGUUGCAUGAGUCUAAAACAGUAUCUGAGCCGAGCGGAGUGCACAUUCUUGGACUUGAGGAUUUGGACAUUGGACCUUUGAUCGACAAGGGAUGCAAUGCUGCAGUAUACGAAGCACGCCCAAGAGGAAGAAAAGUGGAAGACAUCAGACCCCCUUUUGCAACAAAUGGUAUGACAAUCCAACCACCUGCCAAUGAAUCCAGGAAUGAAACUGCAAACAAGACCGAUCCUGAGGCCUCCCCGAUGUCUCUUGAGUCCAGUCCAGAAAGAGAGGUGGCGCCAGUUGUAUUUGAAGACUCGGACAGUGACUUCACCAUUCUGGAUACAGAAGACAGCCUACCAUUGGAUGAACUCAAACAAAGUCAUGCUUGGUCAUCAGAUGGCGAACUAACCGAUACAGAUCAAGAGAUGAUAGAUGAGUCGGACAGUGACAUCAGCAUUCUCGACUCAUUGGGCAGUAUUGGUCAGGAACCAGGAGCAUUAGACACUGGUUUUGAAGAGUUGGCGCCAAAGUUGUGUGAAGAGAUGGGGCCAACUUUCUUCAAAGAGAUGGGACCAAGCGUGCCUGAAGAAGAAUCUGAUAGUGACAUCACCAUCCUUGAGGUUGAAGAUGACAGCAUUUUGAUAAUGAAGACAUACAAGACUGGCGAUGCAGGUGCGGAGGUAUCAUCAGAUGCAUCUGAGGAGUCUGACAGCGACAUGAGCAUCCUUGAGGAUGAUGGUCCGCCUGGAAGCUGUACGGCUGGGGUGGUGGAAGAGCAUCUGAAGCUGCUGAUGCAAGAUGUGCCAUCAGAUCCUGAAGAUAAAGAUCCCCAGCUAGACGCUACUCCUUCCUGUGAAUAUGACCUAGCCUUGAAGAUGAUGUUCAACUACGACGUGGAAUCAAAUGCAGAAGCUGUAUUGACAGCUAUGGAGAAGGAAGCAGUGCCCAUGAGGAUGACGGAUUUUCACCAGCAACAGGAUUCCUGGCACAAUGGGAACCGUGUGAAGAACAAAACUGUCUCUCCGCACCCGAACAUUGUGUGUAUGCAGGGGGUGUUCGUAGACAGCGUGCCCGAUCUACCUGACAACAGACAGCACUACCCAGCAGCCCUCCCAACAAGAAUUGACCCCAAUGGCUUUGGAAGAAACAUGACCAUGUUCCUCCUCAUGAAAAAGUACACCUGUACUCUGAGAGAGUUUCUGAACAAAGAGUCGCCCAAUAUGGCCACCAGGUGUCUACUGCUGGCCCAGCUGUUGGAGGGUGUGGUCUGCCUCCAGCAUGAUAGAAUCGCUCACCGAGAUCUGAAGAGUGACAAUCUCUUGCUUGAUCUAUCUAAUGGGACAGAAAAUCCCACUUUGGUGAUCAGUGACUUUGGCUGCUGUUUGUGCGAAGACAGCCUGCAGGUCCCCUACAACACCAGUGAAAUAAACAAGGGAGGUAAUGCUGCACUCAUGGCGCCAGAGAUCGCCUGUGCGAGGGUGGGCAAGUCCUCUAUGCUAGAUUACAGCAAGGCAGACCUGUGGGCUGUAGGGGCUCUUGCAUACGAGAUAUUUGGCAAGGACAACCCAUUCUACCGCAGCACGACCAACCCACACCGGCUGGACAGCAAAACGUUCAGGGAGGAGGACCUUCCACCCCUCCCAGAUGAUGUCCCUGUGGCUAUUAAGCAUCUGGUCAGGAACCUUCUCUGUCGAGAUCCUGCAAGGCGACUAAGUGUGGAUGUUGCUGCCACGGUGAUGCAGUUGUGUCUGUUCAUGCCGCAGCAGUGGAUACAAGCUGGAAGAUCAGUCUGCCUGCAGGACAUCCAAGAAUGGGUGGUGCUACUGGCAGCACAACUGACUCUCACCACUGUCUUCGGCCAGGCACACACAGCAGCUUGCGAUGCGCUGAAGAAGACCUUUCUUUCUCGAAUUUCGUACAAGGAUUUGAAGAGUGCUGUUUCGUUUGUUUCAGAAAUUAAUAUUUUGUAGAAGGGAAGGUGUACUAUAUAUUCCAGUGUUUAUUCCAGAACAUAAAUGGUUUUCCUUGGUUUAUUAGUCAGGAUUUGAUACUCAAUCUGAUUUUUAAGAAUCUGAAACCAUUACGAAUGCUUCAAAUUUCUAAAUAUUAAAGGAUGGGACAAAAGUUUAUUAUUUCAUGUGAUAAGAUGUCAAAGUAAUUACCAUGGUACAAGCAUAAUGUUGGCAAAGACUGUGAUAAGUUUAUGAUGAACUGUUAGUAAAAUGUUCUUAAACAGA
Haliotis rufescens (red abalone) is the source of this 2790-nucleotide messenger RNA. Its product is annotated as serine/threonine-protein kinase Pink1, mitochondrial-like. Bases 397 to 2523 code for a protein of 708 amino acids. The transcript is spliced from 10 exons. Gene Ontology annotation, molecular function: protein serine/threonine kinase activity; ATP binding. The record is from RefSeq and is a predicted model, not a curated record. NCBI's taxonomy places the organism in Eukaryota, Metazoa, Mollusca, Gastropoda, Lepetellida, Haliotidae. Gene Ontology annotation, cellular component: mitochondrion. Gene Ontology annotation, biological process: regulation of apoptotic process; positive regulation of mitochondrial fission; protein phosphorylation.